Physeter macrocephalus (sperm whale) is the source of this 1839-nucleotide messenger RNA. It is a transcript of the gene ECHDC1, whose product is annotated as ethylmalonyl-CoA decarboxylase 1. Gene Ontology annotation, cellular component: cytosol. Gene Ontology annotation, molecular function: catalytic activity. Gene Ontology annotation, biological process: fatty acid beta-oxidation. Lineage: Eukaryota; Metazoa; Chordata; Mammalia; Artiodactyla; Physeteridae. Bases 577 to 1482 code for a protein of 301 amino acids. The record is from RefSeq and is a predicted model, not a curated record. The transcript has 9 exons.
UGCAGGAUUUCGGGGCUUCGGGGCACCAGCCCCGGCCCUGCGUCGCGAAGCUCGGCAGAUAGGAGCCCGCUUUCAGGGACGGGCACCCGGCCAACAACCGGGUGCUACGCAGCGCCGGCGGGGCUUCUGGGUCUAAGGUACCCGCCCUGGAGCGGCACAGGACGGCCGGGAGAAAGAGCCGACGCGGAUUCCAGACGGCGACCCGCGGGGGUUCGGCGGCGCGGUCCGUGUGAGGGCGCCCCGCAGGCCCGCUGCCCUCUGCUGGGCUUGGGGACGCAGCACACAGCGACGCAGAGCCCUUUGCCAGAAUUCUUUUGAGCCUCAUUAAUCCUUUUAUUGCUACACACACAUAUAAUUGCAGAAUCUGCUGCGUGAGGGAGGAGCAUGGUAAUAAAACAGAGGAUCUUUUCCUGAUAUUUUAUUGGUCUGAUCUGAAAGAUGAGCAGAUCUCAAUUAGUUGGGGCACAGGCAGCGAUCAUUCCAAGAAUAGAGACCGGCUUGCAAGAAAGAAUGGAACCGAAACAGGAAUUGGACAGUAAGCAGGUCAGUCUCUAGAGGAAAGCUUCACAUAAAGAAAUGGCAAGACAUGUUUUGAAGACAUCACCUAUCCCUGUGAAGACAAAAUUGCUACAUCAAAUAGGAUUGUCACUUUAUAAUACCUCUCAUGGCUUCCAUGAGGACGAAGUGAAAAGAAAACUUGAGCAGUUUCCUGGUGGAUCCGUUGACCUUCAGAAGGAAGACAGUGGCAUUGGCAUUCUUACUCUGAACAAUCCAAGUAAAAUGAAUGCCUUCUCAGGUGUUAUGAUGCUACAACUUCUGGAAAAAGUGAUUGAGUUGGAAAAUUGGACAGAGGGGAAAGGUCUCAUUGUCCACGGAGCAAAAAAUACUUUCUCCUCAGGAUCUGAUCUGAAUGCUGUGAAAGCACUAGGAACUCCAGAGGAUGGAAUGGCCGUAUGCAUGUUCAUGCAAAACACCUUAACAAGAUUUAUGAGACUUCCUUUAAUAAGUGUUGCACUAGUUCAAGGUCGGGCACUGGGUGGAGGAGCAGAAGUUACUACAGCAUGUGAUUUCAGAUUAAUGACUACCGAGAGUGAGAUCAGAUUUGUCCACAAGGAGAUGGGUAUAAUACCAAGCUGGGGAGGUGCUACCCGGCUAGUUGAAAUAAUUGGCAGUAGACAAGCCCUCAAAGUGUUAAGUGGGGCCCUUAAGCUGGAUUCAAAAAAAGCUUUACAAAUAGGAAUGGUUGAGGAGGUCUUGCAGUCUUCAGAUGAAACCGAAUGUCUCAGAGAGGCACAAGAGUGGCUACAGCAGUUUAUCAAAGGGCCACCAGAAGUAAUUAGAGCUUUGAAAAAAUCUGUUUCUUCAGGCAAAGAGCUUUGUUUAGAGGAGGCAUUACAGACUGAAAGAGAUCUUUUAGGAACAGUUUGGGGUGGACCUGCAAAUUUAGAGGCUAUUGCUAGGAAAGGAAAGUUUAAGAAAUAGUUUUUAAAACUAUGUACUGCAAGUAAAACUCCAAUGAUUAAUAUGUAUAAAAGUUAAAUAAUAUUAAAUAUGAAUGUCAAAACUACUUUGAAGGCUUCUAUAUCAGUUUUAAACAACUGUUUGAAUACCUGAACUCAUUGGCCUAGUUUUCAGUCUGUUUGGGUAACUUACCAAGUAAUUUUGAACAUCUGACUAAAAUAUGCAACACUUUCAGCUUAAAAAUUAUUAGCAAUUCCCAAAUUCCCAUAUUAGUUCUUAGGCUAUAACCAAAGACCAGUUUUUAAAAGAAAAAAAAUGACACAAAAUCUAUUUCUGAUGUUAUUUUUCAUAAAGUCUUUGUCUUGCCUUACCUGGAAA